Messenger RNA from Arachis duranensis, 405 nucleotides. RefSeq names its product serine/arginine-rich splicing factor SC35-like. Lineage: Eukaryota; Viridiplantae; Streptophyta; Magnoliopsida; Fabales; Fabaceae. The record is from RefSeq and is a predicted model, not a curated record. Bases 1 to 405 code for a protein of 134 amino acids. The transcript has 2 exons.
AUGGCAGCUAGGUCUAGACAAGCUGCAUUGGAUGAAUCCAGAGGUGCUCAAACUGUGGCCCAACAACCAAGGCAAGCUGCUAACAAGAGGACCAGAGGAGGAAGGAAACCUUCAUAUAUCAGACCCAAAACCAGUUCUAAGGCUUCAUCUCAGCCUGAGAAGCAAUCUGCAAGUGGGGGUUUGAGGAGGUCCACCAGGUCUAGAGCAUCAUCUCAGUCCCAACCAGCCAUCACCUCUUCUCAGCCCAACUCAACCAAUUCCAGGUCCAAGCCCACAUCAUCCUCAACUAGGCCCAAGAGUCCACCAGCAGGUACUCUCCACCCAAGGCCCAAUAGAAAGCCCAUCAGAAGCCUUACACAACAACCACCAGCACCAAAGGAGAAGGGUGCAGCCAGCUCCAGCUAA